GCCGCAACAGCGAACCGGCGGCGGCGACCAGAUUGCACCCCUUCACCUCUGCAACGGGCGCGGUACAGCUUCAGUGAAAGCGAAAGAAAAACAAAACGCAAUUUAAGAGGCGGAUUAAGGAACCGCCUAAAUAUGUGAGGACUGAUUUCUGGCGCGUGGCAUCUUCGACUGCUGCAGGAAGCAGCUUCUUUGUGUCAAUGUUUAUCCCAGUUUAAUGAUCUUCCCAAUACAUUUACCAAGGACGUGGGCUAGUUAUAAGAUUGUACCAUUUCAAGACAAACCCAUCAUGGAUCAAGGCUGGAUUUCCAAGGAUGAGAUUGAUUCAGAAAUACAGCCUGUGCAAAACAAAGCUGAAGGAGAGACUUAUGCUCGGCAACUUUUGGAGGGACACAUAAAAUACAUCACAACUGUUGUGAAGCAAUUAAGUAAUGAGAUAGAGGUGCUGCAGAAACAAAUUAGGAUACGAGACGAUGCAACCCCUAGAAGCACUGCUCUGAUGAAAAGUCUUGAAUUACAUCAUCUGAAUGGCAUUGGAGAGCUUAGAGGCAGGGUGGCAAGGUGUGAUGCAAGCAUUGCCGUAUUAACAGCUGACAUGACAUCAGCACAUGAAGGAAUUCAGAACCUGAGCAAAGAGCAACAAAGAGCAAAACUGAUCUUGGAAGCCAAAAUAAAGGAUAUUGAAGGGCAGAUUUCAGAACUUGUAGAGACAAUUGAGGAAUCUAUCAGCGAGCAAGAAAGAAAGAUCAAGUUUACUCGGGGACAGAGCAGUGAACAGCCCCACCUGCUGGAUAUUGGUAGCCAGAAAAGGUCAGAGGUUAGCUUUGAUAGGGUGAAGAGCACAACUGAGGACAUUAAGAAUCAGGCUUUGUCCAUUUGCUCCCGUUUGGAACAGAAACUAGAUAGAAAGGAGCAGGAAUUGUUACAUCAAAUGGAACUGAUCUCCCUCACCGUGAAAGAUAAAACUGAAAGCAGUGAAAAAUCCAUAGAGGAGAGGCUUAACCAGCUAUCCGUGAAACUUGACAAAAUAGAGGCAAUUCAAAAAAUGAACUCGGAGAUUUACAGCAUAAAAAAUGUUGAGAAGAAACUAAGUCUGAUCGUAAUAAGCAUAGAAGAGAAAAUGUGGAAAGAAAUAGACAACAUUGAAGCUGCAACUAACACUGGGUUUUCAGCUAUUUAUGACAGCAUUGGAUCCUUAAAACACAUACUUGAAGCAAAAAUGAAGCAGGAUAAAGACAAGUUGCAGAAACAGAUUAAUCAGAUUAAGCAAACCAUGGAUUCCAUUCCUCUGGAGCAGAGUUCAUAACAUAAUCACUGUCCGUAGUAUGCAUCAUUCUAGACACUGCCCAAUGAUAAUCGGAAACCGUCACCUUUUUUAGAUGAUUAAAGCUAUUACAUGCAGCCUGAGAAGAGGUAUCAGUAAACGCUGAUAUCUAAUAUGUAAAGUUAACCAAGUAUGUUAGCAUAGUAGCUUCAUCUGAGCAUUGUUUAUCAAGCACAGUGUGCACCUUUACCCCAAUAAAGUAACUUGUGUGUAUGCGUCUAUAAAAUUUCUGGUGCACAAGAUGUUUUAAUGGGAUGAGAUGAAUUGAGAAUUUAAAAACAGACCAAAAGUAGUAUGGUUACAUGGUGAACGGGGUUAUUUGUGCCUUUCUUGUAUAUGCCAUUAUGUAGAUUUACAAUAUUUAUGACAUAAUUCUAGAAGUCAUUUAUAAGUUCCAAAAAUAUAUGUAUUUUGA
Messenger RNA from Stegostoma tigrinum, 1736 nucleotides. Its product is annotated as protein FAM81A-like. The transcript is spliced from 8 exons. NCBI's taxonomy places the organism in Eukaryota, Metazoa, Chordata, Chondrichthyes, Orectolobiformes, Stegostomatidae. The coding region runs from base 215 to 1303 and encodes 362 amino acids. The record is from RefSeq and is a predicted model, not a curated record.